CCAAGAAUUUGUCUAUUUACUAAGAACCUUAGUCUAUCCCCUUGUUCAAGAAACUUGAAACUUGAAAGACUAAAAGCAGAAGAACAAAGCAAACUCACUCUCUGACUCUCUCUCUCUCUCUCUCUCGUAAAACCCAGAUUUUGAUCUCAAAGGUUCUUUUGAUUUGAAAUAUGGGUGACAGUCAGUAUUCUUUUUCUCUAACAACUUUCAGUCCUUCUGGGAAGCUUGUUCAGAUUGAGCAUGCGCUAACGGCUGUUGGAUCCGGCCAAACGUCUUUAGGAAUUAAAGCUGCUAAUGGAGUUGUCAUCGCGACUGAGAAGAAACUACCAUCUAUUUUGGUUGAUGAAACCUCAGUUCAAAAGAUUCAGACGCUAACUCCAAACAUUGGAGUCGUUUACAGUGGCAUGGGUCCAGAUUUUCGAGUUCUAGUUCGAAAAAGUAGGAAGCAGGCAGAGCAAUAUCACCGCCUAUAUAAAGAGCCAAUCCCUGUUACACAGCUUGUUAGGGAGACCGCUGCUGUUAUGCAGGAGUUCACUCAGUCAGGUGGUGUUCGGCCCUUCGGAGUUUCACUGUUGGUUGCAGGGUUUGAUGACAAAGGUCCACAAUUAUAUCAGGUGGACCCAUCAGGUUCAUACUUCUCUUGGAAAGCUUCAGCAAUGGGGAAAAAUGUUUCUAAUGCAAAGACAUUUCUUGAGAAGAGGUAUACAGAGGAUAUGGAGCUCGAUGAUGCUGUGCACACAGCAAUUUUGACCCUGAAGGAAGGGUUUGAAGGGCAAAUUUCUAGCAAAAACAUUGAGAUCGGCAUAAUUGGUGCUGACAAAAAAUUCAGAGUACUUACUCCAGCUGAAAUUGAUGAUUACUUGGCCGAAGUGGAGUAAAUUGCAUUUCAUUUUAUUGAAGAUAGCAUGAGCACUGUUCUAUGAUCUUUCAAGAUUUAGCUGUUGUGAGAGAUUGAAUUCGUUAAAGCAAAGUGCUGAGGAAGCACAAACUAUAAAAUCCAGUGUGACUGAGCAGUUAUGGAACUUUUUGUAAUCAGAGUGAAUGUGUUGGCUAAAAGCAUUUGAUAUGUGUUUUUUUUUCCUUUUGCACCCAACACUUUUAACUUCUUUGUCCUAGCUAAACCAUGGUUUGAACCUCUCAAGUACUUAUAAAUGUCGAAACAUGCUUCUGACUUUGAUUUC
Pistacia vera is the source of this 1181-nucleotide messenger RNA. Its product is annotated as proteasome subunit alpha type-2-A. Gene Ontology annotation, cellular component: proteasome core complex, alpha-subunit complex; proteasome core complex. Gene Ontology annotation, biological process: ubiquitin-dependent protein catabolic process. The record is from RefSeq and is a predicted model, not a curated record. Bases 171 to 878 code for a protein of 235 amino acids. NCBI's taxonomy places the organism in Eukaryota, Viridiplantae, Streptophyta, Magnoliopsida, Sapindales, Anacardiaceae. The transcript is spliced from 12 exons.